CCAGUUCGACGAGAUGAAAGAGAUCGGUGUGUUCGUCACCGUCAUGUUCUUCGUGUUCGUCAUCUGCAGUUCUUGGGUCCUCAUCAACCUGCUCCUCACGGUCGUUAUACAGACGUUUGUCGAGGUGAGACACGCCCUCGAGAAACGCGCAACGAUACGAGCUGAUGCAGUUCCUCCUGACGCGGAUGAGGGCCUUCUGGGGUCUGGAGGCGCUGCCGGAGAACGCCUCCCCUCUGGUCUCGAGCGGGACGUCAUCCUCGGGCCAAGGCGCUCUCGGGGGCAAGGAGGUCCUCGAGCUGCCGCACAAGGUGGACGCGUUCCUCGACCACGUCAACCAAGUAUACUUCAAUGGUCAACUCGACCUCGACAAGAAGGCCUUCCUCGGCAAUAGCUUCCGCUUGGGCAUCCUCAACGGCGACGGGGACGUGACGUAUCCUUCGGGAGCGAGGAGGAGGAAGCCCAAGGGUUAUCCUCCGUACCUGCGGAAGGAGAAGGCGAAGAGGAGAGAGGAAGGGCGAGAGGAAAUGCCUCAGAAGGAAGGGAGAGGAGAGGAGGUGAACUACGUAGGGCCUCGCUCCGUGAACAGGAUGCAGUAUGAGCUGGACGACUUCUAGCCCUGCAGCGAAGACCCCCCUCGAAGAGAAAAGAAAACGGACCUACGAAAGAAAGAAAACGGACCCACGAAAGAAAGAAAACGUACCCACGGCAAGGAAAAUCGACGAACUUGGGAAGAUAUUUCCGAAGAAAAUCAUGUCGUGUAGAUUAGUUAUGGCCGAUUGAAUACUCUUGGGAGUGAAUGGCCGGGUUUAUGGAGAUGGACAGGAAUCAGACAUGGCGUUGGUUUAUGGUGAUUAAAAGAAAACAAAGGUCGCUAAUGACGACGAGUUUAUGUUUGUGUUUUCAUGUUAUUCGCACAGCAGUUUUGUUGUCAGAGAUCACAUCUUAAGUGUUUCUUAUGUUGCAGAUAUGGUAUGAAUUGUAUCCAGCACUUACAUGUAUGCAUAGAUGUUGGUAUAUAUACAAACACACACAUUCAAAUAUAUAUAAGCACAGCGUCCUUGAACAUUCUAUUGUAAUACCUUAAUGAAAUUAUGAUGAAAUGCU
Messenger RNA from Penaeus vannamei (Pacific white shrimp), 1104 nucleotides. NCBI's taxonomy places the organism in Eukaryota, Metazoa, Arthropoda, Malacostraca, Decapoda, Penaeidae. The record is from RefSeq and is a predicted model, not a curated record.